Messenger RNA from Hemicordylus capensis (graceful crag lizard), 7052 nucleotides. It is a transcript of the gene NARF, whose product is annotated as nuclear prelamin A recognition factor. Bases 397 to 1776 code for a protein of 459 amino acids. Gene Ontology annotation, molecular function: lamin binding. The record is from RefSeq and is a predicted model, not a curated record. Gene Ontology annotation, cellular component: lamin filament. The transcript has 12 exons. Lineage: Eukaryota; Metazoa; Chordata; Lepidosauria; Squamata; Cordylidae.
GUGACAGCUCUCAGGUCUACAAUGAACGCUUGCAAACGGCAGGGGAGGAGGGAGGACAAACACGGCUACCCCAAAAAUAGGAGGAAAAAGAAGAGCGUUUACAUCCUUCUUAGGGACCGUUCAGGAUCCCACACUUGUGGCCUGGAUUUUUUGUGUGCAUCUCGUGAUUAACCGCGUGCACCAAUCUUUUGGGCUGUGGUGGUGAUAUUUAAUUUCUCCUCGGGAUGCCGUUUGUGACUUAAGUGAAUUAUGCAACAAGGGAACUGAACAUUAGGGACGGCUGCUUCCUCUUCCAGAUCUCUUUCAUGCAAGAGACAAGAACCAGCAACCUAUAGAAGGAGACUCAGUUUAGAAAAAUUAAAAAGACACCAAAGAAAGUAACACAAAGACCCACAAAUGAAGUGUGAGAAUUGCACCAAAAAGGAAUGUAGCAAAAAACAGAAAAAUGACGACAAGCAAAAUACAGCGGCUGAUGUUCUCAACUCAAAUAAUGAAAAUGAAGAGAUAAGUGAAUACCAUAAGCUGGCUAAUGCCAAAAUUUUCCUUAGUGACUGCCUAGCUUGUGACAACUGCAUAACUCCAGAUGAAGCAGUCAGAGUUUUUCAGCAGAAUCAGAAGGAGCUCUUCCAUGUACUGAAUCUUAACAAGAAAUGCGAUACCUCAAAACACAAAGUGUUGGCAGUCUCUAUAUGCCCUCAGUCCCUGCCUUAUUUUGCUGCUAAAUUCAGUCUCUGUGUAAGCGAAGCAGCCAAGAGGCUUUGUGGUUUCCUCAAAAGUCUUGGAGUACAUUAUGUCUUUGACACCACAAUAGCUGCUGAUUUUAGUAUUCUGGAGAGCCAGAAAGAGUUUGUGCAGCGAUACCACCUUCAGAAUCAAGAAGAGAAUGCCUUGCCAAUGUUUGCUUCAGCUUGCCCAGGUUGGAUCCAGUAUGCAGAAAGAGUCCUCUCCAGUCUUGUAACGCCACACAUUUGCACUGCAAAGUCACCACAGCAGAUCAUGGGUUCCCUUGUUAAGGGUUAUUUUGCCGGGCAGCAGAACCUAUCUCGUGAUAAAAUUUUCCAUAUAAUUGUGGCACCUUGCUAUGACAAAAAGCUUGAAGCCUUGCGAGUAGAUUUCUACACCCCUUUGUACAACUCUCAAGAUGUUGAUUGUGUUUUAACAUCAGCUGAAAUCUUCGAGAUAAUGGAGCAAAGAAAAAUAUCACUGAAAGAAGUAGAUGAAGUGGCCUUUGACACCCUGUUUAGUGGAAUAAAGGAGGGUGAGUUAAUCCAGCAUGAUGGAAGGAGGUCAGAUGGUUACCUGGAGCACAUAUUUAAACAUGCUGCAAAGGAGCUAUUUGAUACUGAAGUGAAAGAAAUCACGUACAAAGUACUAAAAAACAAAGACUUCCAGGAGGUCACACUCGAAAAGGAUGGUGAGAUAGUGUUACGUUUUGCAGCAGCAUAUGGAUUUCGAAACAUCCAAAACAUGGUCCUAAAGCUGAAAAAAGGAAAGUGCUCCUACCAUUUUGUAGAAGUUUUAGCCUGCCCUGGAGGAUGUUUAAAUGGGAAGGGUCAGGCUCAGACUGAAGAUGGAAAGCCAGACAAGGCACUGCUCCAUCAGAUGGAGGAUGUGUAUGCUGCAGUACCUGUCCGGCUUCCUGAAACCAAUGGGUAUGUGCAGAAGCUUUACCAGGAGUGGUUGGAAGGGAUGGAUUCCAUGAAGGCCUGGGAAUCAUUACACACUAAAUACAACACAGAAAAGCCAACUGCCAACAGUCUGGAUAUCAAAUGGUGACCAAUCAGAUUACAAGACUUGCAUUAGGUCUGAUGUACAUGCAGCACUGGAAAAUAUUCUAUGCAACUGAAGAUCUGAGGCACUGAUUGAAUACAUGAACAGUACAAAGAACUGGUACUGCCUUUCUUCCUGUUGGAACUUGUAUGGUCACAUUAUUGCUUGAUUCCUUGUAUAUUUUGAAUGUCUUUAUUUAAUCAGAGGCCACUAUUGUAUGUGCAUGUGUAUCUGAACAGGUUUUGUAAUGCACAGCAAGUCUCUCAUCCUCCAGCAGUGGAGGGGGGAUAGCAGAAUUGAGCAGGGAUGUGCAGAACGUUCCUAGCUCAAAAUGUACCAAGUCAAAAUGGGCCGUUUUGAGUGUUCCAAGCUCGAAACAGAAUGCCCCUCAAAUGAAGGGCCUGUUUAGAGCGCAGAAUGAAGUGAUCCCGUUCCAAGUUGGAACAUUCCAAGUGCCCCGAGCGCCAUUUUGGCGGGCUGUUUUCCCCUUGCUCCUGUUUCUGGCUCUGGCUUCCAACUGGGUUGCGAUCACUUUGCAUCUAUCAUACAGGCUUGAUGUUUAUAACAAGCCAACCAAGAAGCAAGGAGAUAGUAAUCCAGUCAGAAGCCAGUGCCAAAAACAGGAAGCAAGGGGAAAAGAGCCCACCAAAAUUGUCCUUGGAACACUUGAAAUGUUCCAAACUCAUUGCAUCAUUCUGAUUGAAUAUUCCUGGGAUUUACAUUCUGUUCCGAGCUCAGAAGGGAAUGCAAAUCCCAUUCCAUGUAUAUCCCUAGAAUCAAGGCAUGUCAGUCAUGUGCUUUGAUUCUGCUCCUUUGGUACAAGAAUUUUUUGUGCUAAAAACCCAACACCAUGGAUUUAAUUGUUCUCAAAAGGUUUUAUGUUAGAUGUAUAGUUUAUUUGAGAUUUUGGAUCAACACCAAACAGUAUAAGUUACCAAAAUAUGACAGACCAACUAAACAGUAAUGUAAUUUCCGAUCCCAUUUUACUAUAUUAAGGGUAUUCUAGUGAAAUUGAGUUGUGCAAAGAGAAAUUCUAGAAAUGCUGCACCCUGUGCUCAUGAAUUUCCUUUUUGCUGCUUUCAUUCAGUUUGUUGAACUUGCCCAAAUAGUGAUGUUCUGUUCUCUCUCUUGUCAUAUUUUUCUGAAAUUAUUUUUAUUCUGUUCUCCUACGCUUGUGAAUACUGGGAUCCUUAUCUUUAGGAGAGGGUAAGAUUGUGUGCCAGCCAGGUCGAACACUAUAUUUAGCAAAUCUGCCUAGUUGUCAGAAGUUCAGAGUGAAGUCAUUAAUCAAGGGAGUCAUAAGGUGAGGCAGCAAAUAGGUGCAGGUUAGAUCACUAGGUGAAAUGGACAAGAUUGAGCAAAGCCAAGUAAGUCCAAAGUAAGUCCGAGCAAGUCCAAAAUAUCUUGAAGGAAGUUAGCAUACUUUAUUGAAGUGAAGCCUGCCUAAUGUCAAAGCCUGCCCUUCAUGACACCUUAAGUCAAGGAUCAUUCGCCAACUUUCUACACAGACAUUAAACCUAUUCACACUGAGACUUUUCUUGAUUGUUGCCAAGUCCAAAUAUUGGCAAUAGCUUCUGGCUUAUGGUCAUUAUAGCAAGAGUAGAAGAGAAAAACUGUUGUGUUUUUCUCUGCUACUUUGUCAAAAUAGUUUAUAGCCUGAGAUGAAUAUGUGAUUCCUGCCUUGGCAUGUGUUCACACAAUUAUGCUAAUGUCGGUAACACACAUUAACCCUAGAUUCAAACAAUUGUGUGAACCAGGCUUAAACCUCUAAUCAGAGGGCACUGGUGCUUUACUCCUCUCAAAUAAGAUGCCUGUUUAAAUUCUCUGUCUGGUUCCCACCAAAGACCAAUGGAAUUUUCACCCAGGAACAGCCAAAUAGGGAAGAGGUGUGGGAAAUUGUGCCAUAAUAAAGGAGCUCAGUUUUGUGGUUAGAAAUGUGGAAUAUACGUCCACAUAUAUUCUGUGGACAUAAAUCCACAUUUUCUGCGUAGAUUUGACAAACGGAUGCAAAAAUGAGACUCUGUGUUUCAAUCAUUUUCUAGUUGUAUCUUUGAAGGGGGGGAAAGGUUAAACUUUGAAACGGGUGUAGGAAUUAAGCACCGAUUGAAACCAACCUCUGUGCUAGGAAAAGAACUGAGAACAAUUGAGGGCUCGUGGGCAUGCUACUGCAUUCAAAUCAAAAGGGUGUAUCUAUAUGGUACUUUCUUAGGGCACGAGAUGCAGUGUUUGGGUACAACACUCAACCAAGUCCUUCAGCACUUCAGAAGGAGGUUAGCAUACUUUAUUGCAGUGAAGCCUGCCUAAUGUCAAAGCUUGCCCUUUAUGACACCUUAAGUACUGCAGCCUGCACAGCUUCCUGUUUCAUCCUGAGGCUAUGCAGGGGGGAAAGGUACUGGCCGUCUCCAGCGGCAUGUUGCACAUUCCCAGUUCUGCACCACCAUCCUAAACUGAAGCAGGAGAAGCUGCCAUGUGGAUGUACCUGAAGAUGUCCAAAUUCUUGAGUUAAGGCAAAAGCACAGUCUUUGGAAUGUUCAAGCUAUAGUGGCAUUAAAUUUAAAAGUCUGUUUUCUUAGUUCAUUAGGAUACCCUCAAAAUUUGUUCAAUGCAAUUAUAGUCUUAUAAUUCAAUUUUAUUUUUUUACAUGUGUAUAUAUGUAUAGAUGACAUUCUGUUUUAUUUUCCUUACAGUUUUGUAUACAGGUUUCAGUUGUUGUUUGUGAAAAAAUAUAUGUACAUGAUUGUCCUUGAAAAAUGUAGUUCUCAGUAUAGAUUUUUAAUUUAAUUUUAGAGGCUCAAAACAUUCCAUGAUCACAAAUCCCCAUGCAGUAUGUUACCUGCCCUUUGCUGUGAUAGAACAGGAGUUACUCUUCUGUGCCAAAAUGGAAGCUUCCAAGUGUAAAUCUAGAGGCUAGAGAAAGGCUUUGGGGCUAUUCACAUGAGUGGGUGGAAGGGGAAGCUGGGCCAACUCACCUUCCCCUCAGAUGAGCAAUCAAACAUUGCUGGGAGCGUGAACCGCACUCCCAGACAAUCCACACUAUGCCACGCAGCACAGAGCUCCAGAGGCCAGGACAAAGUGUCCUGGCCUCCUGAUAUCCCACAGUGCACCAAAUGACAUGUGCAGUGCAUUGGGGGAUUCCCCCAAGAGACAGGUGCUCUAGGCACCCAUCUCUGUGUCUGCUCGGGCUGAGUGUAGCCUGAGAGAAUACACAAUCCCAGAGCCGGGAUUAAGGGAGCAUUCAUGCCUUUAACUCCUGCUAAAAGCCGAGCUUAAAAACUGAGUUAGGUGGCAUUGCCCGACUGGGAUUGGGCCUAAUCCUGGCAGUUCUCACGCACAGCCUAACCCAGGCUGGGCUUCCCUAGCCUGGGUUAGACUGUGCAUGAGAACAGCCUCUUUGUCAAUGUCCUUAACACAUUGCUAAACAUUAAUAUCCCAUGCCACUGUAUUGCUUCGGUUAUGCCCAUGUUGGUUGGUAGCCAGAGUAACAGGAUGACAUAAGAUCUGUCACCAAGAGUACAAUCUCUUCUCACUCAGGGUGUGAGUAAUGUAACUGGGUACACUUAUUUUUUAAAGGCGCAGUUAGGCUCCUGUGUUGAUGCACAUAAAGCGCAUGUUAUUUGUAGGCCAGAAAAUGAAAGACUGCAGGACUUCUGGCUUGGAGAUCUAAUUUGAUAGUCCACUGUCCGAUGACAGCAGAGGCUUUUCUCAGCUUUCCCUACCCACAGCCAGUAGGCCGUCUAAAUGAAGCAGGGUGAUGCCACUUUCAUACAUCCUAUGUCUAGUAGAGCUAAGGAAACACUUUCCCACCUUUCAAGGUGUAUCAACAAUGGUGAUACAUUGCUAAUAUUAAAUAUUUUCUUAAACAAAACAGAAAUGAGAUCAUUACUUACCCUAGGUACGUAUCUUGCAACAGAAAAAUGUUAUAUAACAAAUAGUAACAGCAUUCAACUCUACAAGAUUUAUCCAUAACUCAGAGGAGGAUUCACCCACUGAAUAUUUACACAGCACACUCCCAUGAGCAAAGGUGGCUAACACCAUUAGGAGCAAGUAGUCAACUACUCCCUUAAAAAGGGAAAGCUUCUUGACUUCAUUUACUAGAAUAAUACAUGCAUUUAGGUAAGAUGAAGGCAUACUCCCCAUGCCUCUGAAACUAGAUUGAACCCAUGGAACCCAAGCCAUUAACUUGAAAAUAAACCCUUUCAUGAUAAUUGCAUUAUUAGAGCACCUUAGUUCAGUACUGCAGUCUAAAAAUUAAAAGUUCGCAGUUGUUGAUUAUGGGCGCAAUCCACCAAAUCACAACUCUGGAUUCAUUACAGUUCAUUGAAGCAAUCAAUGAUGAAGUACAUCUAGUCUAGUGCAUGCAGCCCUUUGUUUUCCAGAAACGGGUAGUCCUGUGCUUCUCCAGAGCUUGAAGUAAAUUGAUUUAUGAACUUCAAACUUAUUACAAAUGCUGUUAGUGGGUCUGCUUUGCUUGAAAAGCACUGGUCAAUCCCCUUCUGCGCAAACUAGUAAUGUUCUUAAGGAUAGCCUGCAAUAAUGCUUUAUCAUUUGAAAGUUGUUUUGGAAACAAUACAUUCUGGACUCACGGCAUCUGAAGAGUUUUUAAAAGCAGGCAUACACACACAAUAUAAGCGGUGGGGAGGGGGGACAAACAGCAUUUGGAAAAAAUGGAAAAUAAUUUUUUAAAAAAACCCUUAGCCAAGAUUUCCCCCUUAUAAUGCCAUAACACAUAAUGUCAUAACAUAGUCAGUCAGCCAUAACAUAAUGUCAUAUUGCUGCCUCAGUCUCAUACAGCCCAGUGCAAAACUUUAUUUCUUGAAAGUAUGUAUCUCUAAGCUUACUGGGCUUACUUCCUGGGAAGUACCAUAUGUUUAGGAUUGCUGCCCUAAAGCCAUCCAUGGAAGUAAAUGUGAUUUACAGGCAUUUAAUAUGGGGUUUUGGGUGGGGCCUAGUGUAAUGUAUGUUUUGAACAAUGGUACUAUGUACAUGUAUUCUAUUCUAGAAGUUUAGUAAGCAGAAUAUCCAAACCAUGUAUUAACCACCUGGGGUCUUGAAAAGGGAUCAAUAGAUGUUAUAAAGAUAUUCUGGUAGGACUUCAGAGCCAAAGGAGAUUGUACAUUUUUAACUGCUGUACCCAUAAGUGACUGCAGUCUUUGACUGAGAUGUAGUGUUUGUUUUCCAUCUCUGCCUUUACAACAUGAUUGUAUCUGGCCAACAGUCAGUAGUCUCAAUUCUUUUCAAUGGAGUAUGACUUUGAAAUGCUUAAAUAAAAAUACUCUGCUGAA